GCAGCGCAGGAGACCUGCCACCAAUGCCGAAGACACUUGCCGCGCAGUGGCGGCGGCGACGGUGGAGCAUGAGGUACCAGACGAACCAAAAGAUGAUGGCAGCAAUCACGCCAAUCAACACAAUGCCGGUAAGCUUGUCGGAGGAGGAGGUCUCAGGCUCGGUGAAGGCCCUGGAAUCUCUGUCCGACAUUGGGGUAGCGGACUACCAAUGUCGGACGGCAAUUCCGUAGAUUCCAGAUCUUUUGUCGAGCAUGAGACCUCUUCCGACAGGCUUACCAGCAUUGUGUUGAUUGGCGUGAUUGCCGCCAUCAUCUUUUGGUUCGUUUGGUAUCUCUUGCUCCACUGUCGCCGGACGCGUUGCAAGACGGUGGUCGACGUCACUGCGCGACAAAGGUCUUCGGCAUUGGUGGCAGGUCUCCAACGCUGCACCUUCGAUCCAGCUGCAGGAGACGUGACGGAUAGUUGCGUAGUUUGCUUGGAGGUGUGCGAGCCAAGUGAGGAGCUGGCUUAAAAUUUGGGUUAAGUUUUUUAUUUUGCUGAAAAAAAGUUGUACAAGGGACUUUAUAAAGUCAAAACACAUUCCACAUAAAGCCCAAACUUUUAAAAUCUAAACACAAAGACCGAACACAUGACCAGAAAAAAACAAACAACGAGCAAAAAAUUUAGGAAAUUCUAGAAAAUCUGGGGUUGUGAAUUUGAAUAUGUCGAUGCAUGGGCUUAUGCAAAUUUCGUUGUCUAUAUAUUUGAAUUCAAAUUCUAGAGCUUAUUUUCAUUCAUUUUAUUGAAAUUGAAGAUGGUUAUAUCAAAGUGGGUAGUGUAGUUGAUUUUUUUUUGUGUUCGAGAGGAUAAUUAAAAAAUUAUUCUUUGAUUU
Cuscuta campestris is the source of this 871-nucleotide messenger RNA. The record is from the annotation of a GenBank genome assembly. NCBI's taxonomy places the organism in Eukaryota, Viridiplantae, Streptophyta, Magnoliopsida, Solanales, Convolvulaceae.